AUGGAAAAGGCAGGAGCAGUGGAUCGCUUACCGCAGUUGAUGGGUUGUUACUUAAGCUCAUUUAGAAGUGUGUCAAAAGGUGUAUGGUUUUAUGCAAUUGAGUUUAUGCAUUGGGUAACAUUGAAUUUGAAUCCUUUAAUCCGGUUCAGUAAGAUGUGA
Molecule: messenger RNA, 159 nt
Organism: Sphenostylis stenocarpa
Lineage: Eukaryota; Viridiplantae; Streptophyta; Magnoliopsida; Fabales; Fabaceae
Source: the annotation of a GenBank genome assembly